This is a messenger RNA of Lodderomyces theae, 717 nucleotides long. RefSeq names its product ribose-5-phosphate isomerase (gene RKI1). The record is from RefSeq and is a predicted model, not a curated record. Gene Ontology annotation, molecular function: ribose-5-phosphate isomerase activity. Gene Ontology annotation, cellular component: intracellular membrane-bounded organelle. The transcript has a single exon. The coding region runs from base 1 to 717 and encodes 238 amino acids. Gene Ontology annotation, biological process: pentose-phosphate shunt, non-oxidative branch; D-ribose metabolic process. Lineage: Eukaryota; Fungi; Ascomycota; Pichiomycetes; Serinales; Debaryomycetaceae.
AUGUCCAUUGAAACUGCCAAAAAAUUGGCAGCAUAUAGAGCUGUUGAUGAGAACUUACCACCGCAUGCAAAAGUCAUUGGCAUUGGAUCUGGGUCCACUGUUGUUUACGUUGCUGAACGUAUAGGACAAUUGCCCAAUAAGGAUGAGUUUGUAUGUGUGUCGACUGGGUUUCAGUCAAAGGCGCUCAUUAUUGAUAAUGGGUUACAUUUGGGCCAGAUUGAGCAAUAUCCAUCACUCGAUAUUGCUUUUGAUGGUGCUGACGAGGUUGACGCAGACUUGAACUUGAUUAAGGGUGGCGGGGCUUGUUUGUUUCAAGAGAAGUUGGUGGCCGCUGCUGCCAAGACAUUGAUUAUUGUUGCUGAUUAUAGAAAGCAGUCCAAGAAGUUGGGAGAGCACUGGCAUCAGGGUGUUCCUAUCGAAGUUGUUCCUAUUGCAUUUACGAAAUUGAUUGGUGACAUUACGAGGUUGGGUGCAAAGACUGUCAAUUUGAGACAAGGAGGUAAAGCCAAGGCCGGACCGGUGAUUACCGAUAACAACAACUUCAUCUUGGAUGCUGAUUUUGGUGAGAUUGACAAUCCCAUUGAGUUGCAUCAACAAUUGAAGCAACUUGUUGGUGUUGUUGAGACGGGGAUCUUUUCCGCCAUUGCUGAGAAAGUGUAUUUCGGUGAAGAGUCUGGGGAGGUUACUACAUGGGCAAGGGAUAUAGAACAAAAGUAA